This is a messenger RNA of Neltuma alba, 1159 nucleotides long. RefSeq lists its product as uncharacterized. The record is from RefSeq and is a predicted model, not a curated record. Bases 88 to 972 code for a protein of 294 amino acids. Gene Ontology annotation, molecular function: nitrite reductase [NAD(P)H] activity; 2 iron, 2 sulfur cluster binding. The transcript has 3 exons. NCBI's taxonomy places the organism in Eukaryota, Viridiplantae, Streptophyta, Magnoliopsida, Fabales, Fabaceae.
AGAUGUCAUGCAGAGUCAGAACCUCAACUUUCUCUCUCAUCUUCCUUCUCCAUUCAUUUCUCCCUCCUCUUUCCACUCACCAGCUUCAUGGCCGCAUCUCCUUUCUCCCUUUCAUGUUGCAAAAUCCCAUCUCUUAAUUCCUCUUCUACCAUCUCUCCUCGCAGAUCCUUUCUUCUCUGCCCCUCAAUUCCGUCAUCCAACCACUGGUUUUUCCUCAAGUCUUCGUUAAACUACCAUUACUUGUACGGCAACUCUGUUCGGCGUCUAAGAUGUGAGGCAACUCAAGUUUCAGUGGCUGAAGAAUCUUCAGCAUCCGGAGGAGGAGGCGGCGGCGGGGGAAAUGAAAACUGGAUUCCGGUGGUGCCGGUUGCAGCGCUGCCGAGAGGAGAGCGGCGUGUGAUAAUUCAGGACGGUGAAACGAUUUUGUUGCUGUGGUAUAAGAAUCAGGUUUACGCCAUUGAAAACAGGUCCCCUGCAGAAGGUGCUUAUAGUGAGGGUUUAAUCAAUGCCAAGCUUACCCAGGAUGGUUGUAUAGUAUGCCCAACAACUGAUAGUACAUUUGAUCUACGGACUGGAGAGAUCAAGGAGUGGUAUCCAAAGAAUCCAGUACUAAGAGUUCUUACCCCUGCUCUGAGGACACUUUUUGUAUAUCCUGUGAAAACUGAUGAAGAGAACAUUUAUAUCAGCAUGAGAGGAUCCGUAAAAUCUGAUGCUUCUACUGAGAUAGUUUUUAGUGGGAAGGCUCAGCCUGGUGUAACUGCAACUGAUGUCAAUGUUGAUGAGGUUAGAAUGGUGGUUGACGAGGGGCAAGAGGGUUUUGGUUUCACUGGGAAGAAUGAAAUAAUAAAUGGGAAGGCUGCGAUCAUCGGCUUCCUUUUGUUGUUGGAUUUUGAGCUCUUGACUGGUAAGGGUCUCCUUAAGGGAACUGGCUUCUUGGACUUCAUUUAUUCUGUCUCCAACGCCCUACAGUAGAAAUUCCCUUUCUUCUUUCUGUUCUGAAUUAUAUGUAUACACUCCCCCAUCCCCAUGAAAAGAAACGACAUAUUGUAUUGAAUUUUAGUCAGCAUAUUAUGUUGUUGGUUCUUUGUAGUAAUUUGUAUGUAUUCUAACCUACGGUACAUUGUGAAAAUAGAUCAUAAUAAUCUUUCUUUUAAGAAAA